Epithele typhae is the source of this 900-nucleotide messenger RNA. RefSeq lists its product as uncharacterized. The coding region runs from base 1 to 900 and encodes 299 amino acids. The record is from RefSeq and is a predicted model, not a curated record. NCBI's taxonomy places the organism in Eukaryota, Fungi, Basidiomycota, Agaricomycetes, Polyporales, Epitheliaceae. The transcript is spliced from 7 exons.
AUGGGACUCAUCGGGUCCGAGUUUGAAGCACUGGCUGUAGGUCUGUUGCUCGAGGGCGCAUUCUUCAGCAUCUUCGUCGCGACCUAUGGAGUCGGCACAUGGCUGUUGUUUAGAGGAGACCAGCUGCCGCACGUAAGAAGACGGAACCGGAUCUUGUUCAUUGCGAGCACGCUGAUGCUCAUGCUGUCCAUUGUCCACAUGGGAUUUAGUGUCUAUUUCAUAUCCCUGUACACCGCUUUGGUUGCCACAAAAGACCCUGACGUUCCCAAAUUGCGGAGCAUCACAACAGCCCAAUACUUGCUGUAUGUCACUCAAGGUUUAAUUGGCGAUGGGUUCAUGUUGUAUCGGCUUCAUGUCGUGUGGGGACAGAGAUGGAAGAUCACAUUUGUUCCUGCAAUAAUGUUCUUCGCAAAUGGCGUUGUCAGCUACGUGAUCGCUGGUUUGGGAACCUUCCCAAGCGCGGCGGCGAUCUUCUACAUAUUUUCGUUUUUCACCAAUGUUGUUACUUCAUUGCUCAUCGCGGGCCGCAUCCUGCUGCACGACGCUGUCGCGAUCGUGCACCCAAGCUGGAGCUUGCGCGAGCGCGCGUGCUUCAACGCCGCGCGCCACCGUCGCGUCUUCGAGGCGAUCGUCGAGUCUGCAGGGAUAUUCACGCUCGCGUCGGUCACGCUCCUGAUCACGCGCUUCGUGAGCCCGAAGCUCGGGUACCUAGCGUGCAUGACCGCGAUGUCGCCGCUCAUCGGUUUCGUGUUCUCGCUGGUCGUCGUCCACGUCGCGCGGGGGAGCGUGGAUGCUUCGGCGUCCAGUACUUCCGCGACGGCGGAGAGCGAGCCUCAGUUCACGACCUUCGCGUCCACGCUUGACUCUCUGGAAACGGUGCGUGCCGUGAAGUUUCCGUGA